UUCCAUAGGUGUGAGGCAGCCGGUGGUCCUGAUGGGGGCAAUAUCUCAGUAUCUGCUUACUCGGCUGGUUAAUGUUUCUCUGGGAGAUGACGGUGUGGACACUGUUGAAGAAACUCUUUUUCGAGUUCUGAAACAUCUGGAUUAUUAUCGGCUUGCCAGCAUUGAAGUGAUCCUGGAGAUCCAAGCUGACAAGAUCAGCCUGAGAGACAGAAACAAUGAGGAAUUGGAGGCAUUUGAUUUAUCUUCAGUCCUCCGGUGCGACUGCAUAAAUCCUUCAUCUCUCCACGAUCCAUCUCUUCUUCUGCUGGUUUGUCAGAGCUCCACCCAGAAGAUGCCCAGUGUUUAUUUAUUCAGCUGCACAACAGUCAGGGCGGAGCGCAUUCGAGAUGACAUCAAGCAAGCUGUGUCGCAUCGAGAGAAUAGGUGUUUUGAACCCAAUAUGGAUGUUUCGGGAAUUCCAAGCCCUCCGUACAGUCAAGUCCACAUGCCGCCCUCAAAUCACCCCCCUCCACCUUACCCGGGCAUCAAAGCUAAUGGAUUAGUAAACGGUCAGCCUGAUAAGUCAUUCCUCAAAGCUCAGUUAGAGGUGGAAAUCCUCAAUCAUUGUUUUGAUGAUAUUGAAGCAUUCAUGGGAAAGCUGCAGCAGUCAGCAGAAGCUCAGAUGAUCCUCAACCAAAGAAGCAAAAAACAGAAGAGAAGUCAGAGGAAAAGUGCAGAUGAGGAUCUUCUGACAGCAAAAGCUAAACCACCAUCUGAGAAAGAUUUCAUCGACACAUUUCAGAAAUUUAAAUACAGUUUUAGCUUGUUGUCAAGGUUAAAAUCCAUCAUCUCCAAUCCCACCGCAGAAGAGCUCGUGCAUCACGUCUUCAAACCUCUCGACAUGAUUGUGAAGGUAACAGGAGGUCCGGGCUUAGCUGGAUCCGUCUCCAGCCCUGCGAUGACACAAGGAGCCGUGAACCUGCUAGAGAAUAACCUGACAGCAGAAGACAAGGAGUUAUGGGUCGCUCUAGGACCCAACUGGACACAGCACAAGUCUGCUCUGAGGAGUCCCGUGGCUCCAUACACACCUUUGUUUCUGGACGGAUGGAGACCUGAUGGGUCUGAUGUCGCCGGUUGGGUCGAUCCUGUGGAAGCACAACACAAACAAGAUGCAAAAGUGGAGACCCAGCUCGCAGCGUCUCACCCCUUUGAUCGACACACUGCUCCCGAUCACAUGACAGACCAACUUGAUGGUCCUGUGAAAGAGAGAUUGUACCGCUGCAGUUACGAUUUCGUUGCACGAAAUAACAGUGAGCUCUCAGUAAUGCAGGGAGAGACACUAGAGGUGAUUGAAUCAUCUAAACGCUGGUGGAAGUGUCAAAAUAAGUUUAAUGAAAUUGGAUUUGUACCGUUCAAUAUCCUGGAGCCCAUCACACACAUCGACAAUGAUGUAACGCAUAAGACACCAAUGCCUCCUUCUGCUCCACAGAUAUUCAACGCCCUGCCCAGCCCGUCGGCCAUCACCUCAGACCCCAGCAACCCCAGCAGAUCCCGCAGCAUGGGGGGACAACAACAUCUGCCUGAAGACACAGAUAAAGUGAUGCAGGUAAAUGAUGAGUUACUUCAACGCUUGACCAGAGGGAAGAAUUUAACCCCUCGACUGGUGAUCCCUCGCUCGCCGGGCACUACGGCUCCGCUCGAUUACAGCUCACCUCCGGAUGAAGUGGAGAACUGGCUGAAAAAGAAAGGAUUCAGUGAACCGACGGUUGAGUGUUUAAAGAUUUUAAAUGGAGCUCAGCUGUUUUCACUGAAUAAAGAAGAACUGCGCGCUGUUAUUCCUGAAGAGGGCGCUAGAGUCUACAGUCAACUUACAGUACAGAGAGCCCUGCUGGAGGACGCUCGUAGAUCUUCAGAGUUGGAGACUGUGAUGGAGAGACAGAAGAUGAAGGUGGAUUUAAAAAUGGAGAGUGAAACUUUAUAAGAUCUACUGAUAAUUGAAUGUGAACACACACACAUGCAGAUUAAUGUUUAUGUCAUCUCUCUCUCACACGUGUGUUACUGCAAUGCAUAUUACAUUAUCAAUACUGCUUAACUUGCUAAAUAAAACAUUUUAUUUUCCUGUCUGUACUGACAGCAUGAAAUGAAGUUAUAAAUCUGCACAAUGUACAAACAUUUAAAUUGUCAAUGUAACAUGGCUUAAUAUAUUCUCAACUAAUAAAUAUUAUUCUUCUGUA
Molecule: messenger RNA, 2213 nt
Organism: Paramisgurnus dabryanus
Lineage: Eukaryota; Metazoa; Chordata; Actinopteri; Cypriniformes; Cobitidae
Gene: eps8l1b
Product: EPS8 signaling adaptor L1b
Biological process (GO): Rho protein signal transduction; positive regulation of ruffle assembly; regulation of Rho protein signal transduction
Cellular component (GO): vesicle; plasma membrane; ruffle membrane
Molecular function (GO): actin binding
Source: RefSeq, a predicted model, not a curated record